This is a messenger RNA of Oryza brachyantha (malo sina), 829 nucleotides long. RefSeq lists its product as uncharacterized. NCBI's taxonomy places the organism in Eukaryota, Viridiplantae, Streptophyta, Magnoliopsida, Poales, Poaceae. The transcript is spliced from 2 exons. The record is from RefSeq and is a predicted model, not a curated record. The coding region runs from base 1 to 822 and encodes 273 amino acids.
AUGGAGCCGGUGGCUGUAAACGCAGCGCGGUGGGUGGUCAGCAAGGCGCUGAGCCCGCUGUCGGGAGGGUUCGUCGAGGCAUGGGCGGCCAGCACGGAGCUCGGCCCCAACGUUGGCGCCGUCAAGAUGGAGCUGCUCUACGCGCAGGGGAUGCUCGACAACGCCCGCGGCAGGGAGACCCGCAGUCCAGCGUUGAAGCAGCUUCUCCUGGAGCUGCGCGGCCUCGCCGAGGACGUGCUCGACGAGCUCGACUACUUCCGAAUCCAGGACGAGCUCGACGGCACCUACGAGGCCGCCGACGAGCACGCCAAGGGCUGCCUCCGCGGCCUCCUCCUCAACGCUCGCCAAACUGCCAGAAACAUCAAGAACGGGUACCUACCUUCUUCUGUCGCUUGCUCCCGCGGAGGUCACCACGCCAUCGAAGAGGAUGCUGUUGCCGACGGCAGCGGCUGCACGUACAGGCUUGCUUCAAGUGCUCGCGAAGAAACCCGGUUCCUCUGCUGCGCCUGUCCCUGCAGAGCAUCUCAGAGGGAGGUCAUCAUGAAGACACCAAAGCUCCAGUUUCAUAGGGUGGGUUUAUCCCGAAGAAUGAAGCACAUCGUUCAGCAGCUGAAGCCAGUAUGUGCCAAAGUCUCUACAAUCCUUAUUCUAGAGCUGUUGGAAUCAAACCACAGCAUUGGCCAGUGCAUUGUCAUGAGUCUGAAUGCUGCAAUUUCUGGGAAAUCUGCAAAUGCACCUGCUCUCCCAAGCAGAGUGGCUAUGAAUCGUCCUGUGACAACUUCAGACUUUGUAGAGCCUGAAUUUUUUCGGGAGGGCGGAUGAGAAAAGU